AUGGCAUCAAUAAGAGACGAUGGGUUCGACGAGCCACCGCCCGUCUACAGACCCCCUUCACCGGCGCCCACCUACCGCACAGUCGACAUCCAGCCCUCACAUCCCCCACCAACCGCCAGACAACCCCAACCCCAACCACAACGGAUCCCAUCAGCGCCGUCAACCAGAAAUACCCCAGUCCAGCCCCAGAGCAAGCACAAAGGAUCCCUCUCACCCACCGCCCAACUCUUCCGACAAGCCAUCGAAGAAUCCGACGUAAAACAGCUGCACUCCCACCUCAAUCGCGGCAUAGACGCAAACCUGAUCCUCGACGACGAGACCCUAUCCCGUCCACUCCACCUGGCCGUCGCAGUCCCCGACUCCAGCGUUACGGGCGAGAUCUUCCGCCUCUUGCUUACCCACGGCGCGGACGCGACGCUGGCCAAUGCAAAGGGGUAUGCGCCGAUCCAUCUCGCAGCGGGGUAUAACAACGCCCUGGCCGUCGAGCACCUCGUGAAACUGGGCCGUGCGGAUCCCGACUCGCUGUCGCAGUCGGGACUCACGGCGCUCCAGAUCGCCGCGGAAUUCGGGCACCUCGCCGUACUGAAUACACUCAUCAAACUAGGUGCAAAGAUCGAGAACCAUGCUCCGCCUGCAUCUCGCGAUCUCGCGCACACUACACCUCCGAAGGACGCAGGAUCCAAUCCCGAGGGGAAGAAGAAGAAACCAACGAAAACAUCCCCGCUCUACCGCGCCGCAGCAAACGCCCAUCUAAAUAUCGUAACAGCCCUCCUAAACGCGCGCGCGAACCCGUGGUCCCCCGACGAGCACGGGCGGACGCUCCUCCACCACGCGUCGCGAAACGCAUGGCCUGAUCUCGUGCGUUUCCUCCUAACAGCCAGCAGCGACGUUGCUUUACGUAACGUAGCCCGCGUCGAUAAUGUUGGUGCGACGGCGCUACACGGCGCAGCAAAGGGCGGGGACGUUGAGAUUCUUAGCCUGCUUUUAGGGUUCGCGGACCUCCGGGGGAUGGUCAACAAGGCCAUGCGGAAAGGGUUUACGGCGCUGCAUAUUGCGAGCCAUUUCGGACAUGCACCCGCGGUCCGCCUCCUCCUGGAGCACGGCGCGGAUGUUGCGUUGCGUCGCGACCACCGCAUGACCCCCCUGCACGUCGCGGUCCAAGGCGAGACUGACAAGUCGGAUCCGGAUCGGGAUCUGCUGGUCGCGCUGAUCGACGCGGGGGUUGAUCUCCAUGCGCUCGACGACGGGGGGCGGACGGCGGUGGAUCUGGCGCUUGUGCUUGGGAAGGCGGGCGUUGCGGUUUUCCUGGUGGAGAGGGGCGCGACUGUUUCGGAGGAUUUGAGGAGUGAUGCGAGGCUUAAGAGGUAUUGGGGGUUGGGGGUUCGGGGGUGGCCUUCGCGGCCGUAG
This is a messenger RNA of Aspergillus calidoustus, 1407 nucleotides long. The record is from the annotation of a GenBank genome assembly. NCBI's taxonomy places the organism in Eukaryota, Fungi, Ascomycota, Eurotiomycetes, Eurotiales, Aspergillaceae.